This is a messenger RNA of Sodiomyces alkalinus F11, 504 nucleotides long. RefSeq lists its product as hypothetical. The record is from RefSeq and is a predicted model, not a curated record. NCBI's taxonomy places the organism in Eukaryota, Fungi, Ascomycota, Sordariomycetes, Glomerellales, Plectosphaerellaceae. The coding region runs from base 80 to 352 and encodes 90 amino acids. The transcript has a single exon.
AACUCCUCGAGGCCACAGAAUCUUUUUGCAUGCAUGCAUACAUACACGGCGUUAUUCCGAGAGAGUGGUUUACGACAGCAUGUUGGGUACCGCGAUUCUUUUCUUCCUCGUUUUCUCACACUGCUUGUGGAUCUACGUUUCUUUUAGCUACGAGGUUGGCUUUUCCUCUCGCAGUUUGGCAUGGAUUAUGGAACCUAUGGGGCGGUGUCUAUCCCAUUAUCUAGGUACACACACGACUCGAGACUUGUUCGUUUGCGAGGGGGCAUUCUCCGUACAUGUAGAUAUGUGGAAACUUUGCUGGGUUGACGUGGGUGUACGUACAGUCCGGGCACAGGCUGUCGCGUGUGGUUGACCCAAAUCGAAUCUCCGCCUAAGAAGUCGGGCUGUUCUGUUCCAGGCAGGCGAGGAGGUAGAGACGAAUAAUGAGGUUCUCGAUAUCAGUCGUACCCUGUGAGGUUUGAGGGCGAGUUUCAGGGUCUCCAGAAGAAGCGGGAUGAGUAGCUC